UGUACACACCCUGUGCAUUAUAACACAGUUUCUUAAAGGUGUUGUUCUAAAGCAGUCACACAUUUGUAUUGUAUUGGGCGAACAAUCUGUUUAUCGCAAAGGAAUAAUGAAAAUGGACAACGUAAUGAGCAGCCUGAACCCUGGGGCCGUUAUAGGGGGAUUCGUCCUAGUUAUGGCAUUCCUGGCCCUGGGAAUUCUUCACAGACGUAACAGAAAGAGCAAUGAAUCCAAGUCCCUACCCUACCCUAAGGAUGUGGUGAUAUUACACCAAGGAAGUCGGGCACCAUAUGCACCCAGUCUCAGUCCAUUCGCCGUAAAACUGGAAACGUACCUCCGUGUGGCUAAGAUACCCUACCAGAACGUGUAUGACAAAAAGCCUGGCUCUAAAGGGAAGAUACCCUGGAUAGAGUACAAUGGUGUCUCUGUUCCGGAUACGGAAUUCUGUAUGCAGUUUCUCCGCCAGAAGCGCUCUACGGAUAUCAACGAGGAAUUAACACCGGAGCAACAGGCCACGGCACGUGCAUUUCAGAAGAUGGUUGACGAACAUACGUACUGGAUCAUGAUUCUCUUCCGAUGGAUUUAUGACGAGACAAAAGAAGUCAUCAAUCUAGCAAAAUGGCGGCGCACCUACAUCACUAUUGUGACAUAUAUGGCACGGAUGCAGACGCACUACCAGGGGCUGGGACGUCACACACAGAAAGAAGUGGAGGCCAUUUUGGAUGGCGAUUUCAAAGCAUUAUCACAAUACUUAGGUGACAAACAGUACUUUUUUGGGGAUUCCCCGACUGAAGUGGACUGUGCCUUAUUUGGACAAUUAUCACAAUUAUUAUGGCAUUUACCUCACACGAUCGUACCGACAUUGCUACAAGAGAAAUAUCCCAACUUGGUGGACUAUUGUGAGAGGAUACAAACUAAUUACUGGCCUGAUUGGAGCAGUUGCAUUACGCAUGGAGAUAGACAGAGUGACAGAGAUCAGAAAUGUGGAUAAGCUUUAUUUCUCCUGUGUCUGCUAAACGUUUUACAGUAUUAUAUAGUAUCACGCGGUGUGGUGCCAGUGUUUUAUUUUGUUGUUAUGGGAGAACAAAGUGUUCAUCCUAUCGUGAUCGGUUAUGAUUUUUAUACUUGAUAUAUCUCGAAAUCCCACUGGCAGGAUAUGAUACACGUGACAAGUUAUCACGCGGAGCAGUUUUCAUGUGAAUAUGGAUUUCUAAGUACAGCAUUUAGGGGGAUCCCCCAUCAUUUAUGUCGUGAAUAUACAGUUGUUUUUAUAAAUAAAUGUUUUCAAUGUU
Mizuhopecten yessoensis (Yesso scallop) is the source of this 1289-nucleotide messenger RNA. RefSeq names its product failed axon connections homolog. The transcript has 7 exons. The record is from RefSeq and is a predicted model, not a curated record. Gene Ontology annotation, cellular component: cytoplasm. Lineage: Eukaryota; Metazoa; Mollusca; Bivalvia; Pectinida; Pectinidae. The coding region runs from base 107 to 988 and encodes 293 amino acids.